Erigeron canadensis is the source of this 510-nucleotide messenger RNA. RefSeq names its product F-box/kelch-repeat protein At3g06240-like. Lineage: Eukaryota; Viridiplantae; Streptophyta; Magnoliopsida; Asterales; Asteraceae. Bases 1 to 510 code for a protein of 169 amino acids. The record is from RefSeq and is a predicted model, not a curated record. The transcript has a single exon.
AUGUCAAAUGCUUUUAUUAAUGGGAAUAUUCAUCGGUUAGCUACGAAGGGUUCUGAUAACCAACCAAAAAUUAUUGUUGCUUUUAGUUUAGCAGAUGAGACUAUCAGUGAGGUGCCAUCACUCGAUGAUUAUAUCAUGCGUCCUGGUCCCUGCGAACUUGUUGAUGUUGGUGGAAAGCUUGGUAUAUUCAGGGAAUAUGACGGUGUGGUUUGGCUAAUGAAUGAGUACGGGGUAAAAGAAUCUUGGACUAAGAUCUUAUGCCAGGAGAUUCCAAGAGGCGUAGAUCGACUAGCUUUAAUUCACAAGGAUGAUGGCAAAAUUCUGGUUGUAUACCGCAAACUGAAGUUGAUAUACACCCUUGAUAAAAAAGGGCUUCGUAAAUACUGUGAUGCUAAAUCUCGGUUAUGGAAGGAUUUGAUUCCAAAAGCUAUAUGUGUCGAAAGCCUAGUCUCGCUUCAUAAUUACGGCCAGGUUCACCAAUUAGCUAGAAUAUUUGACAAUCCAAGCUAG